This is a messenger RNA of Mya arenaria, 1587 nucleotides long. RefSeq names its product 26S proteasome regulatory subunit 7. The record is from RefSeq and is a predicted model, not a curated record. Gene Ontology annotation, molecular function: proteasome-activating activity; ATP hydrolysis activity; ATP binding. Gene Ontology annotation, cellular component: proteasome regulatory particle, base subcomplex. Gene Ontology annotation, biological process: proteasome-mediated ubiquitin-dependent protein catabolic process. The transcript is spliced from 12 exons. Lineage: Eukaryota; Metazoa; Mollusca; Bivalvia; Myida; Myidae. The coding region runs from base 90 to 1391 and encodes 433 amino acids.
AACCCUCCAUGCAAUUCGUGAAAUAAAUUUACAGUACCUUGUCGGCAAAAAAAUCAACAAAAGCAUUUUUUCACACUAUAAACUUCAAAAUGCCGGACCAUCUUGGCUCAGAUCAGAGGAAAGUUAAAGAAGAACAGAAGGAAGACAAGCCAAUUCAAGCUCUCGAUGAAGGAGAUAUUGCCAUGUUAAAAACUUAUGGUGCUGGACAGUACAGUCGUUUAAUCAAACAAGUUGAGGAAGACAUUGUAGAAGGUCUCAAGAAAGUCAAUGAACUUGCAGGUAUCAAGGAGUCGGACACAGGGCUUGGACCUCCUGCCUUGUGGGAUCUGGCCGCUGACAAACAGACUCUCCAGAGUGAGCAGCCGUUACAAGUUGCCCGAUGCACAAAGAUAAUUAACGCCGACUCAGACGAUCCCAAAUACAUCAUCAAUGUGAAGCAGUUUGCAAAGUUUGUGGUUGACCUUGGGGACCAGGUGGCGCCCACAGAUAUAGAGGAGGGCAUGAGGGUCGGGGUGGACCGGAACAAAUACCAGAUCCACAUUCCCCUACCUCCCAAGAUUGACCCCUCAGUCACCAUGAUGCAGGUUGAAGAGAAGCCAGAUGUAACAUACAGUGAUGUGGGAGGCUGUAAGGAACAGAUAGAAAAACUCAGAGAAGUCGUGGAAACACCCCUGCUUCACCCAGAGAAGUUUGUCAACCUUGGCAUUGAGCCACCGAAGGGCGUGUUGUUGUUCGGACCUCCUGGCACGGGGAAAACGCUGUGUGCACGUGCGGUAGCCAACAGGACAGAUGCCUGCUUUAUACGAGUUAUCGGUUCAGAGCUUGUGCAGAAAUAUGUGGGAGAGGGAGCACGUAUGGUGAGAGAGCUGUUUGAAAUGGCAAGAAAUAAGAAAGCCUGCAUUAUCUUCUUUGAUGAGAUUGACGCUGUCGGAGGUGCACGUUUUGACGAUGGAGCUGGUGGAGAUAACGAAGUACAGAGGACCAUGUUAGAGUUGAUCAAUCAGCUAGACGGUUUUGAUCCCCGUGGUAACAUUAAGGUUCUCAUGGCAACCAACCGUCCCGACACACUCGACCCCGCACUCAUGAGGCCUGGGCGACUGGACAGGAAGAUCGAGUUUGGGCUUCCUGAUCUUGAGGGCUGUGCUCACAUAUUCCGCAUCCAUGCACGAUCGAUGAGUGUAGAGAAAGACAUCCGAUAUGAACUCCUCGCCAGACUGUGUCCCAACACCACAGGUGCUGAGAUUCGCAGUGUAUGUACAGAGGCCGGCAUGUUCGCUAUACGUGCACGCAGAAAGAUGGCGACCGAGAAAGAUUUCCUUGAGGCCGUCAACAAAGUGAUCAAGGCUUACGCCAAGUUUAGCUCCACUCCACGAUACAUGACAUACAACUAGUGGAUAUAUAACGUUGAAUUUCAUAUUUUUGUGUCGUUUCAUAACAUGGAUUCCAUGAGUUAUUCAUUUACUUUUGUUGGUGCAACAUAUAUGGAUUUAUGAAUUAUUAUGUGUUACUUUAUUGUCGAAGAAGCGCUUGUCAUGAAAUAAUGAUAAAUUUAAUAUAAAACUUAAAAUGUGAAAUGUGCAAAAUGAA